Molecule: messenger RNA, 3006 nt
Organism: Lethenteron reissneri (Far Eastern brook lamprey)
Lineage: Eukaryota; Metazoa; Chordata; Hyperoartia; Petromyzontiformes; Petromyzontidae
Gene: TFB2M
Product: transcription factor B2, mitochondrial
Biological process (GO): transcription initiation at mitochondrial promoter; rRNA methylation
Cellular component (GO): mitochondrial matrix
Molecular function (GO): rRNA (adenine-N6,N6-)-dimethyltransferase activity; mitochondrial transcription factor activity
Source: RefSeq, a predicted model, not a curated record
GAGCGGCGGCGACGACGGCGGCCUCGCCACCGUACAAUCGACUCGAGCGAGCGAAGCGACCGUGCAUUAUCUAUACGUAACUCCGAUAAAUAACAAUCAAGCUAUACUCUACCAGACUACCGCGGCUAAACAUGCGCGGUGAUUAAGAGAGGCGGUGAGAGAUUGAGCGAGCGAGCGAGCGACGGUGGUGGUGGUGGUGGUGAUGUAAGCACGUGGUGGUGCUGGUGGUGGCUUUCGCUUGACGCCAUGCCCUUGACUGGGGCGCUGGGGGCGGACAGGCCUCGCUCGGCGUCGUCGUCGCUUUAACGAGUGGAGCGAAUUAAUCUGUAGCUUGUGACACGUCGUUGUCGCUCGCUCGUCAUGCUGGCGAGAAGCUCCAGCCUGCCUCUGGGCUCGCUGCUUGCCGGCUGUCGAUGUCGAGGCUUCUGCGCGCGGCCUCUGCCGACUCCGAGGGCCUCGUCGUGCAGAAGAUUCGGAUCUGGAAAGUUAAGGCCGUUGUCGGCGGUGACAGGCUCGCUUCCCAUGUGGUACGUGGAAGGUCUGCGUGGCACGUCACACUCGCGCCUCUCCUACCCGGAUGGCAGCGAGCUGCAGGAGGUGGUGAACCAAGUGGGCGACCUGAAUACCAGGCGCUGCUUCAUCACGGAGCCGCGCGUGGCCCAUUCUAUCACUGAAGCCCUGCAGAUCAACGAGGGUGACGAGGCCGUCGUGUUUGAUUGCUCUGCAGGGCCUGGAAUUUUAACAAGAGCACUCCUUAAUUCUGGAGCCAAUCGAGUGGUGGUACUGGAACGGGACAAGUUGUUUCUUCCUCCCUUGCAGGAAUUGGAGGAAAGUGCGGAAGGGCGCAUGAACCUCUUUCACUGCGAUGUCUUCAAGCUGGACACCCAUGAUGGGCUGUUGCGGCCACCCUUCAUGAGCUCCAAGCAGCUGCAGGUCCAGCUGGGCCUUAAAGAGUGCUCUUGGAAUGAUGAGAUUCCCAUUCGUCUGGUGGGCAUUCUGCCUUUGAGGAACCCUCGUACCAUCCUUUGGAGGCUCAUCUAUGCCGCCUUUCAGGGAAUCUCGGUCUUUCGCUUUGGAAGAGUAGAGCUCAACUUGUUCAUAAGCGAGAGAGAAUUGCAGAAAAUCAGAUCGUCUCCUGGCGGCAAGAAUUACAGUUCACUCAGCAUAUUGUGGCAGAUAAUGAGUGACAUUACAGUGAUUUACCAGGAGUCUUUGACUUCAGUGGUGACAUGUUCAAAUAAAGCCCUGAAAACGGACUUUUUUUCAAAUCAUCAGGUCCAGGCUGGAGAAAAGCUAUGCCUCAUGCAGCUGAACCCAAGGCGUGAAAUCACCAGUGUCCUUAACUACCACAGCAUGGACCGGUUCAUGGCCAUGAUAAAUCACUGCCUCUCUCGGCGCAGGAAAAAGCUCGAGGAUAUACUCAACCUCUGGAAUCCCGGGAGUGGUGCACUUGUCAUGGCACAACUUGGGCUGUCACCAGAAGUGACCUCGGGCGCAGUAUCGCCCAGAGACUAUCUGCGACUUUUUGAAAUUAUUGAGCUGUCGGAGGGCUUCCGCUCCAGCUGGCUUUACACGGAAAGCAUGGACAAAGUGAUCUAUUAAUGGCUGUGUGCUGAAACCACCGACGUCUCUGCAAUGUCAUUGGAAAUUCGGAGAAUCCCAGUCAGAUGGAAGAGAACGUCUAAAAUGACGUUUGCAGGAACUUUCCCAAGUGAUUAAGAUGGAACACUUGGUAUCCCUACAAGUGUGGAUUUCUUUUCGGAGUAUUGUGCGAAGCUCCUUUUGAUAGAGCAGUGUGCUCACAAAAGGAUCUACAUUGUAAAAAGGAACUCGUCCGCAGGAAAUGGACAGUGAAAAUGUAGCAGUUAAAAACCAAUGAGUACAGGGUUUUCUCUGCCAUGUCGACAAAUCAACUUCAAGAAUGCUUCGAUAAAUUACUAGAAAUAGAAUAAAUUGCACAUGCUGAACUGUACCACUGAUGUUAUGAAUGGGAACUUGAAAAGAUGGUCAUCUUCAUACCUUUGCCAGGUCCUCAGUGCUGCACAAAACGGUGGGCGAUUAUAUUUUGCUGGACAAAUAAGGCGUACUAUGUUCAUGGUUCACAACUCAUUAUUAUGGGUUGUAUUGUGUCAUGUUAAACAUGUAUCUGUUUACCAGAUGUUAGAUACCGUUAUUCAGUCUAGGUUUGUGAAUGUUAUAUUAAAGUUGUGGCUAUAAAAUAGUGUAUUUUAAAAUUUGCUUAGGCUUUAUUGUCUUUUUUCAACAUUUACAAACCAUGACUUGAUCGCAAUGGUGUUAACCAGAAAAUACCCAGUGUAAGAAAUUGCUAUGAAUUAAACAAAGUAUUGUAAUCGUCAAUGUGGCUGUACUAUUGCAGGAUGUAGUGCAUGCUCAAAAAUAAAACUGCUUUCAUAGGAUUGAAUCCCACAGAUGUGCAGUAAAUUUGUGCAGCAUUGAAAGUGUAUGCUACCUGCUGUUGGUGGCCAAUAAAAGGAGUAUUGAAUUUGUAAAUGUAUGCUUUUUUGCCAUUGUCAUGUGACAAAUGCAACUAAAAUAUAAUAUAAUAUCAGUGGGAUAAUCAUCCAGGUCUUGAUAACAGAGAAUAUAUUGUAUUCCAGCAGGUACUUAGCUGGUUCUAAAUAAAUAAAUGACGGUUGUGUUAAGUUUGAAUCGCUGGCAAUUUUUUGGUGGAUAAUGACACGUCUGUUAAACAGAUUUUCAUCCUUCAUCAACUAUGUACUGCAAUGCUAUUAUUUAGAUCGUUGAAUACUGAGCUAUGCUAUAAUAGCUAAUUUUUACAAUAUUCACCAUAAACUUUGCCACUGGUUGAAAGGUUGUGACCUGGAAUUGUGAUGAAGGAUUGCUGCACGGUUGCUAAAUGCCUUUGUAAUGUCGAGCAAGCGUUUGCUUUUUGCAAGAAACAGCAUUUUUGUGAUUGUUUUACCAUGUGUGGGAAUAAAGCAUAAUCUCGUGCUUUUUUAUAUGGUGCAUAAACAUGUGAUGGUG